AUUUUUGAGGGUAUGAAUUUUCGCGAAUUGUGAGGUUAGGUAUGUAUUGUUUUUUGUAAGUGAAGUCUCAGCAAGAUUCAAAAAGUGUGCUAAUUUCAAACCCAAAUUAUAAAUAUGACCGAAUCUGAUGUCGAAUUAGAAAAACCGUCCCAUACGGCACCACUUGAAAAUGCUUGGCAAAUGAAACUACCCAAAUUUAAAGCGGAACACAACCCACAUGGACUACUGGAAGAAAGUUCAUUUGCCACCCUAUUUCCACAAUAUAGAGAGCAGUACUUACGACAAAUCUGGCCGCUUGUUGAAAAAACACUAGGCGAACAUUUCAUUAAAGCCGAAUUGGACGUAGUCGAAGGCAGUAUGACGGUAAGGACGACACGAAAGACUUGGGAUCCGUAUAUCAUUAUUAAAGCCAGGGAUAUGAUUAAAUUAAUGUCCCGUAGUGUUCCGUUUGAGCAGGCCAAACGAGUCCUUGAAGACGACGUUGGUUGCGAUAUUAUCAAAAUUGGUAAAAUAACGACAAACAAGGAUAAAUUUAUUAAGCGCAGACUGCGUUUAAUCGGUCCUAACGGCUGUACAUUAAAGUCAAUUGAACUUCUAACAAACUGCUAUGUCUUGGUCCAGGGGCAGACGGUUUCUGCUUUGGGACCGUAUAAAGGUCUGCAACAAGUUAGAAAGAUCGUUGAAGACACUAUGAAGAACGUACAUCCCAUAUACAACAUUAAAGCGUUAAUGAUCAAAAGAGAACUGGCCAAAGAUCCGAAGUUAAAGAAUGAAAAUUGGGAGCGGUUUUUACCUAAAUUUGUCAAUCAAAAUAUCAGCAAGCGUAAACAGCCGAAGAAGAAACGAGAAAAAGGACCGUAUACACCGUUUCCGCCUCGUCAAAUGGAAAGCAAGAUUGAUAAAAUGCUGGAAAGUGGUGAAUAUUUCUUGAGCGCCCAACAGAGAAGAAUAAAGCAACAGAAGGCAAUGACUGAGAAGCAAAUGAUUGCUACGAAACUUAGGGAAGAGAAAAGAAAUCAAGCUUUUGUACCUCCUAAGGAACAGUCUACGACCAAAGCUUCUGCAUCCGAUACAAGCGUAAAUUUAGAAAAAUUAAAAGCUAAAAUUAAGAAGGCUCAGAAAGGGAAGCUGAAUUUUUAAGUGUGCUAGAUUCGCAACUAAAAUUGUUUAUGUUAUUGUUAUGAUAACAAUUUUGUGUAUAUACCUAUUUUUCUAAAACCUAUGUAACACUGGUAACACACUACUACACUUCAUUUGUGUACCCAUAGCGCAAAUAUUUGUAAAUUUUGAAAAAAUAAAAAUUAAUAAAAUGCA
Molecule: messenger RNA, 1314 nt
Organism: Photinus pyralis (common eastern firefly)
Lineage: Eukaryota; Metazoa; Arthropoda; Insecta; Coleoptera; Lampyridae
Product: KRR1 small subunit processome component homolog
Exons: 2
Coding region: 115-1140 (341 amino acids)
Cellular component (GO): nucleolus; small-subunit processome
Molecular function (GO): RNA binding
Source: RefSeq, a predicted model, not a curated record